This is a messenger RNA of Amoebophrya sp. A120, 152 nucleotides long. Lineage: Eukaryota; Dinophyceae; Syndiniales; Amoebophryaceae. The record is from the annotation of a GenBank genome assembly.
AAUUGCUAGAGUUUGCGCUGUUUCUGCACAGCUACAAUGUUUGGGUACUAUCUUCAUCUUCAGGAGAACACGGUAACCACGAUCUUCAUGUAGCUGACGCCGGGCACCAUCAAGGUGAGGCUACUCUAUCCACCUCCCCAGGGACGACCGCG